Molecule: messenger RNA, 2232 nt
Organism: Pomacea canaliculata
Lineage: Eukaryota; Metazoa; Mollusca; Gastropoda; Architaenioglossa; Ampullariidae
Product: cholecystokinin receptor type A-like
Exons: 3
Coding region: 94-1392 (432 amino acids)
Biological process (GO): G protein-coupled receptor signaling pathway
Cellular component (GO): plasma membrane
Molecular function (GO): G protein-coupled receptor activity
Source: RefSeq, a predicted model, not a curated record
UUUAAACAUUCACAAGACAAAGAAAGUUUUCUUGUGAGAUAAAAUGUCAUUUGUUACCCUAAUAAUAGUAAGAGGAAAUCACUCCAUUUCAAAAUGUUGAAUGAAGUUGAGAAUGUCACACUUUCGAGACUGGAUUUUGACAGGGGCGUUACCUUUGAAGAUGUUGCUCCUUCCUCCCAGGUAGGCGUUGUUAGUCAGCUACCUGGCAACGAAAGUUCCAUCAAUGAUACUGUCUUCUCUCUGGACCAGUCGUUUCGGCUGUACACCGAGUACCUGGCCAGUGAGUGGCUCCUGUACACCUACCGUCCCCUCUGUGCCACCUUCGGUAUGGCUGGCAACUUGCUGAGCAUCGUCGUGGUCAUGACAACGCCACAGCUACGUCAGAGCUCGACGUCGGUGUUCAUGGUGGCCUUGUCCGUGCUGGACUGGCUCAUCUCCAUGUACUCGGCGCUGACUCUCCUGCCCAAAGAAUCCUUCAUCGGCGAGCAGACCUUCUUCACCAGCACGCUGCAGUGUCGCUUGCAUUACUUCACCAUCUUGUUCGUUAUCCAUUUCGACACCCUGACGAUGGUGGCGAUGACAGUGCAGAGGUUCAUCGCCGUCAGGCACCCGCUGCAGGCCGCGGUCUGGAACACCAAGCGAGGCGCCGCCAUGUGCUUGCUACUGGCCGCGUCCAUCGCCUUUCUGGCCAACAUCGUCCACCUCUUGACCUUUAACCUUCAACCCUUCGAUGGCAGGUACCGAGGACGCUGCAGUCCAGGUGAUGGCUUGGGUCAGUUCAUUCAGAUGCGUGUGUACCCCUGGCUGGAUUCCGCCAUUUACUUUUUUAUCCCCUCCACCAGUAUUUCCUUCUUCAACAUUUUUAUCUACCGAGCCUUGCGAGAGGCGACUCAGUUUAAACAGAAAUCGGCAAACGGUCAUCGGGGCCUUGGAAGAAGCGGUCACUGUGGACCUGGUCCAUUUAGCAGCACGGAGUCCAUCAUCUCAUCAUCACACGCAAGCGACAGUGGCCUUGACCUCUCUUCCUCCCUGGACAUGGACACAGUGUGCCCGCCAUCGAGCGACAAACCGUCAGGAAUGGCCGCUAGAGCCACCAGCGCCGCGUCAACAGACUCCAGAAGGUCGUCCACCCAGCUGUCCAAGAUGUUGUUGUGCAUCUCCAUCGCUUUCCUCGUCCUGACAUCGCCGCUAGGGGUCUUUAUUGUCGUCUUCCGCUACUGGAACCCUCCCUCCGGUCACGAGAAGGCCAUGUUCACGCUGAUCUACGAUGUCACCGAGUGCUUGAUGUUUACCAACCACUCCAUCAACUUCCUGUUGUACUGCGUGUCGGGAACGAGAUUUAGAGAAAGGGCGAUGUCCAUUCUUUUCUGCUCAUUUCGCAAGAAAAAAUAAAACGAAUUGUAUUGCGGCGACACAAUCUCUGAGGAAUGACAACAUUUUCUCGACAAGCAAUGAUUAUUAAAAAACUUAUUAUUGCAAGUUUUCAAUUAAUGCUAUAAAGAUCUAGUUCCCAGUUGUAAUUUGUUUCGUGUGAAGAAUACGCGCAUCGUUAGCAAAGAAGGACGCGCAGGUAACAAUCGUCAUCCAGGUGUUAUUCAGGUACCUUGUUAUCAAACAGCUUCUCAAGGAAUGGCUGUUUAAUGAAUGCUAAUCAACGAUGUAUGGCAAAGAUGAGAGAGUGGGAGGGAGAUACAUCAAUGUCUGCUGCCUCUUCUUGGACUGCAAUCAGCACUAAACGCUUAAACUGCUACUUCUGGCGGUGAACAAAGAUAAGUAGUCUCAGACUGAUGAUGACGAUGAUGAGAAAAAAAAUAAUAAUAAAAAAAUAAAUAAAUAAUAAAAUAAUAAUAAUAAUAAAUAACAACAUGCAUACAGGGAUUGCUUGAGGGCCAGUCGAUUAACUCCCGUUGAUGUUGAUCUGGAGAUGAGGGUUCGAGAUGCCCUCGUCAUGUGUGUCACGUGGGGCAUCAAGAGCAGAUUGUGUGACGUCCUCUUUCUUGGGUUAGUCACAUCUGUGAUACUGCAAACACACUUGGGACACUUGAGUCCAUUGAGUCAGGCCGCCAGCUCAUCUCAACUAGUCACAUGGCAACCACCACCUCAGGGGAGGCUGACUUUAUUUACUCUACAUUUGUGACCAGCAGAUGAAUGAGCGGGAGAAAGCUUUCUCAGCCUCAGAAGGAAGUUUGUCAGCUUCCAGCUGUGAAGAUUUCGACGAGCUCUAGACCUGGU